Mus pahari (shrew mouse) is the source of this 603-nucleotide messenger RNA. RefSeq names its product galanin like peptide (gene Galp). The record is from RefSeq and is a predicted model, not a curated record. Gene Ontology annotation, cellular component: extracellular region. Gene Ontology annotation, biological process: defense response to Gram-negative bacterium; behavioral response to starvation; antimicrobial humoral immune response mediated by antimicrobial peptide. Gene Ontology annotation, molecular function: hormone activity. Lineage: Eukaryota; Metazoa; Chordata; Mammalia; Rodentia; Muridae.
AUGGCCAAGCUGUGCUUUGAGCAAGAAACAGCACUCCUUGGUUGUGUGCGGUGCUCUUCCAGCUCCAGGGUGGCUGGCUCCAUGCAUCUGGUCCUUUUCCUCACCAUCUUGUGACUGAGCCUGGCAGAAACACCGGAAUCUGCACCUGCUCACAGGGGACGAGGAGGCUGGACCCUCAAUAGCGCUGGUUACCUCCUGGGUCCUGACAUUAGAUCAGUUGUUUUCUAUGACAUCUCCAUGACUGAAAUACCUGAUAAGGGUGGAAAGAUUACAGUAAUCAAGGCUUGGGGAGUCAGCGUGUGCGUCAUGGAGGCCGACCAGGGCAGGAAGAAAGACUCAGGUCUUGAGAUCCUAGACCUGUGGAGGAUCACUGAUGGACUCCCUUAUUCCCGCUCUCCAAGGAUGACCAAAAGGACAAUGGGAGAAAUGUUUGCCAAAUCAAAGACUGGAGAUCUGCACAUACUGGACAAGAAUGUUCCCAAGGAAGAAGCCACCCUGGACUCAGAGUUAGCCAUACCUCACUCCUCCUUCAUUUCUAGCUCAUUCUCCCCCACCCCAUCCCCACCCCCACCCCCAGGAAGCACUCUCAACACCUUUUGCUAA